Molecule: messenger RNA, 1220 nt
Organism: Opisthocomus hoazin
Lineage: Eukaryota; Metazoa; Chordata; Aves; Opisthocomiformes; Opisthocomidae
Source: RefSeq, a predicted model, not a curated record
AUGGAGAUGCCCAAUCCAGCUGGGCUCUUUGUGUCUAAACCCGGGAUCCUCAACUUCUGCGCCAAUAACUACCUGGGGCUCUCCAGCCACCCCGAGGUGAUCCGCGCCGCUGUGGAGGCCCUGGAGAAGUUCGGUGCUGGGCUCAGCUCUGUCCGCUUCAUCUGCGGUACCCAGAGCAUACACAAGGACCUGGAGGAGAAGAUCGCACGUUUCCACCAGCGGGAAGAUGCCAUUCUCUACGCCAGCUGCUUUGAUGCCAACGCUGGUAUCUUUGAGGCCCUGCUGACUCCGGAGGACGCGGUGCUGUCGGAUGAGCUGAACCAUGCCUCCAUCAUCGACGGGAUCCGCCUGUGCAAGGCCAACAAGUACCGCUACAAGCACAUGGACAUGCAGGAUCUGGAGGCCAAGCUGCAGGACGCGCAGAAACAUCGUCUGCGGCUGGUGGCCACCGACGGUGCCUUCUCCAUGGAUGGUGACAUCGCACCCCUGAGGGAGAUCUGCCAGCUGGCCCAGAAGUACGAUGCCCUGGUCUUCAUUGACGAAUGCCAUGCCACAGGCUUCCUGGGACCCAAUGGCCGGGGUACUGAUGAACUCCUGGGAGUGAUGGACAAAGUCACCAUCAUCAACUCCACCCUGGGAAAAGCUCUUGGAGGAGCUGCAGGCGGGUACACAACUGGCCCCAAACCCCUCAUCGAUUUGCUCCGCCAGCGCUCCCGCCCGUACCUCUUCUCCAACAGCCUGCCCCCGGCUGUGGUGGGCUGCGCGUCCAAGGCCCUGGACCUCCUCAUGGAGAGCAAUGCCAUCGCGCAGUCCAUGGCUGCCAAGACCCAACGGUUCAGAAGCAAGAUGACGGCAGCCGGCUUCACCAUCUCGGGGAAAGACCACCCUAUCUGUCCUGUCAUGCUGGGGGACGCUCGGCUGGCUGCAGUGAUGGCUGAGGACAUGCUGAACAGAGGCAUUUAUGUCAUUGGCUUCAGCUACCCGGUGGUUCCCAAGGGAAAGGCCCGCAUCCGGGUCCAGAUCUCGGCCGUGCACAGCGACGAGGACAUCGACCGCUGUGUGGAAGCCUUCACCGAGGUAGGACGGAAACACGGGGCACUGCCUUGAGGGGCCAGCAGACACCGCCUCCGGCACCAUCCCUGCCCGCGACCAAGUGCCUGUGCCGGGGCGAAGGCGUGAGGAGCGUGCUGCCGAAAGCAGGACCGGUCCUCAAGGCACCA